Messenger RNA from Alternaria atra, 3594 nucleotides. RefSeq lists its product as uncharacterized. Gene Ontology annotation, biological process: transmembrane transport. The transcript is spliced from 6 exons. The record is from RefSeq and is a predicted model, not a curated record. The coding region runs from base 1 to 3594 and encodes 1197 amino acids. Gene Ontology annotation, molecular function: transmembrane transporter activity; iron ion binding; monooxygenase activity. Lineage: Eukaryota; Fungi; Ascomycota; Dothideomycetes; Pleosporales; Pleosporaceae.
AUGGUUCUGUUGAGCAGUUCUUCUCUAUGCCUGGGAGCACUGGGUCUCGCUCUUUGUCUGUUGUUCAGACGCCUCAAAGAGUACAAACGACUUUGCCACGUUCCAGGACCACUGUUAGCUGGCUGGACCGAUCUCUGGCUACUUCGCUACGUUAUACCGGGCACGCUUUGCACUAAACUCGUCGAUGUUUGCGAAAAACAUGGCCCAAUAGCACGAAUUGGCCCAAACUGGGUUGUCUGUGGCGACCCUAAUGAAAUUCAGCGCAUAUGGGCCAUCCGUUCUGGGUUUGUUCGCACUCCAUGGUACAAAGCCACGCGACUCGAUCCAGAAGAAGACAACGUCUUGACUGAGCUGGAUACGAAACGACAUCAUCACCGACGGGCAAAACUAGUACCAGCGUACGCUGGAAAAGGUCUCGACAGUCAGGAGAGCUUACUAGAUGAGCAGAUCGAGAAACUCUACGAUCUCAUCGAUCGCAGAUACCUAUCCACGACGAGCAAUGUCAAGCCUUGCAACCUUGGUCGCGUCAUGCAAUAUCUCACGCAAGAUAUCAUCACCGCCGUCGGCUUCGGCAAGCCUGCAGGCUAUCUCGCUGCAGAUGCAGACCUAAUGGGCAUCCUCGAAACAUGCGAAAACCUGUUAGCUCCCGGCCACAUCAUCAUGUUCCUGCCUCUGGUACGGAAGGUGUUGGAGUCAGGUCUUUUGAAGCGAUUUCUGCCGAAACCGACCGAUAACCACGGUAUAGGAGGCCUUCUUGGCUUGAUUAAAGCACACGUUGACACUCGCUACGGUGAAUCGAAGGUACACGGUAAAGAUAUGCUACAGAAUUUCGUAGAUUCCGGACUCACUCGACCGCAAGUUGAAGCCGAGUCACUGGUCACGCUUUUCGGCGGGACCGAUUCCACUUCGACCGCGCUUCGGAUGACGAUCUUCUUCCUCUCCACCAACAUGACAGCGUAUCGCAGACUACAGGCUGAGAUCGACGCUGCCGUUGUAUCUGCCGUAAGACCGGUCAUUGCAGAUGAGCAUGUCAAGAGACUACCAUAUCUGCAAGCAUGCAUUCGAGAGGGCAUGCGGCUCUGGCCACCUAGCAUGGCAUUACUACCAAAGAUGUCGGAGAUCGAUCAACUUGUAUGUGGACAGCCAGUUCCGGCAGGCACAUACAUUGGGUGGUCGGCAAUGACCAUAAUGAGGGAUCGAGGAGUUUUUGGAGAAAGUUCAGUCAUUUUCGAGCCUGCUAGAUGGCUUGAUGCGCACCCAGAGAAAUUAAGGCAGAUGGAAGGAGUAUAUGGCCUUAUAUUCGCCACGGGGACAGGAUGGGAAUGCCUUGGAAAGAAACUGGCAUAUGCGGAGCUCGGCAAGGUGCUCUUCGAGCUGUUUUUGCGCUACGACUUUGCCAUGAUCGAUGCCAUGCAUCCUUAUGACUGGACCAACCAUGGCUUCACAAUCCAUCGAAACAUGAAUAUGUCGCUGCGCAACUCCUUCACUGCAAACGACUUUGCGCUCUGGCUGUCGUUUGACCGUCAUUCGCGACAACCACAUUCCCGUGCUGAGCAACCAGCAGCAAUGUCGCGACGAACAAGCACGAGACGAUCAUCUGCGACACUGCAAAUCGAUCGCCAACAUACUCAGGCAGCGCUGACUUGCAGUACAGAUCGGGAGACCACGCCGACACCCGUUAUAGGUCUUAGUAGCGCAGAGACUAUGGAAAGGGUACUUUUGCCAGACGAUGUUCAGGAGGUACCACGCCGAAGAUUGAAAAGCACCGAGACUGCGAGAGCGAUGGCGUCGCAGGAUUUACCUCAAGCGGUGCUCGCAGACACCAAGUCCAUCCGCAACCCAGAGGCGUCAACAGGCGACGUACUUCCGUACAGCGUACCGACGACACUACCACCUACGACAGCCACAGACUCCGAGAGUACUACCAAGAAACUCUCAGCAACAGCCAUCGCAUUGAUCAUGCUACCACUCUGCCUCUCGGUGUUCCUGUCCGCCCUCGACCUCACGAUCAUCACACCCGCCAUCCCUACCAUAGUGCGAGGCUUCCACUCUACCACGGGUUAUGUCUGGAUAGGCAGCGCGUUCAUCCUAGCAAGUACAGCUAGUACCCCAGUCUGGGGCUCAUUGGCAGAUAUUUGGGGCCGCAGGCCUAUCCUCUUAAUCGCGCUGACCAUAUUCCUUGGAGGAAGUUUACUCUGCGCUCUCGCGCCGUCCAUGCAUUCUCUCAUCGCCGGGCGUGCAUUGCAAGGCCUUGGAUCCUCUGGUAUGGGCACGACAGUCAACAUCAUCAUUUGCGACACAUUCUCCUUGCGCGAUCGGGGGCUGUAUCUCGCCAUAACGUCCGUCGUGUGGGCGAUCGGCAGCGCUAUUGGACCAGUCAUCGGAGGCAGCUUUACAACUAAAGUGAGCUGGCGAUGGUGCUUUUGGAUCAACUUGCCAAUUGGAGCAGUGGUAUUUAUCGUAUUACUUCUCUUCUUGAAACUUCCCUCGCCGCACACGCCUAUUUUUGCGGGUUUGAAGGCGAUCGACUGGGUGGGGAGUAUCUUGAUCGUUGGCGCCGCAUUGAUGAUCUUGCUCGGACUGGACUUUGGCAGUAUCACGUUCCCGUGGUCUUCGGCAACGGUUGUAUGCCUCAUAGUCUUUGGACUCGUGACGAUCGGCGUCUUCAUCGUGAAUGAGUGGAAGUUCGCCAAACAUCCCGUCAUCCCACUACGUCUUUUUACAAACCGUUCGACAGUUGCUGCAUACUUCGUGUGGGCUUGUAACUUUUACAUCCUCAUCGGCCUAUCAUACUACUUGCCUCUAUACUCUCAAUCCGUGUUAGGCGCCAACGCUCUCGUCUCCGGCGUCCAUCUCAUACCGCUCAUUGUGGCCUGCUCUUUAUCCGCCGCAUGCACAGGCGCAUAUAUUCAGAAGACAGGAACAUAUCUUCCGAUCACAUAUAUUGCACAUGCCUUCCUAUGUCUUGGUACCGGUCUACUCAUUAGCGUUCGGGUUGGCGAGAGCCUGACGAAGCUCAUCAUAUUCCAGGUCAUCACCGGCAUUGGAGUAGGUAUGAAUAUCGAACCGCCACUCAUUGCUGCGCAAGCUGCAAUGACGGUCGUGGAUACAGCGGUCAUACAAGCGACUAUGACUUUUGUACGGUCGCUGGCGACAACUGUGGCGGUUGUUGUUGGGGGCGUGAUCUUCCAGAAUCGGAUGAACGCUGCUAGUCAUGGUCUCGUGGACAAGAUUGGUGAAGAUCUGGCGAACAUGUUUGGCGGUGACCAGGCGUCAGCGAGUGUGGAGCUGAUCAAGACUUUGCCCGAUCCUCAACAAUUGCUCGUAAAGGAUGCAUACUAUCGCUCGUUGAGAUCUGUCUGGCUUAUGUUCGUGGUGGCCGCAGGCCUAUCGUUCAUCGCCAAUUUCUUUCUUCGCGCGCAUCAUUUGAGCGAUACAUCCGAGACCGCAGUUCUCGGAAUCGACAGAAUGGAAGGUUUGAAGCAUGAAUCAGCAGCGUAUGACGGUACACCUAUGACAAGACUGAACAGAUCGUCUGGGGGCGAUGAGGAUGCGCUUGGAGCGCGGUCUUCUCAAUAUGGCGUUGCACCAUAA